Messenger RNA from Oppia nitens, 510 nucleotides. Its product is annotated as alpha-crystallin A chain-like. Gene Ontology annotation, molecular function: protein folding chaperone. Lineage: Eukaryota; Metazoa; Arthropoda; Arachnida; Sarcoptiformes; Oppiidae. The record is from RefSeq and is a predicted model, not a curated record. The transcript has a single exon. Gene Ontology annotation, biological process: protein refolding; response to heat. The coding region runs from base 1 to 510 and encodes 169 amino acids.
AUGAUGUAUCACAUGUUGAUGCCGUGUACGCCAUUUAUCGACUAUUGGCCCGAGACUAUGCUAAUGCUGGACACGGAUCAGUUAGCAAAUGCAAAACCAAAAAAUCAAAUGAGACGACCAAAUGAUGAUAACCGACAAAUAGCUAACUCAUCACAAAUAGCUAAUAAUGUCCACAAAUUUAUUAUUCGUUUGGAUUGCAAUCAUUUCAAACCAGAAGAACUUGAAGUCAAAACUGACGGCAAAUUUUUAAAAAUUCAUGGAAAACAUGAUGAAAGAUGUGAUACUCACGGAUGGAUUGCACGUGAGUUCACCAGAAGCUAUGCUCUGCCCGAUGACUGUGACUCCGAUACUGUGGUCUCCAGUAUUAACUCGAAAGGCAUUCUUACUAUCGAAGCGAAGAAAAAGUCGAAAGUCAUUGAAGGAAAUGAAAUCAAUAUUAAAAUAAAUGUCAUCAAUGGUAACGACAUAAAGGAUAAGACAAAUAAUACCGAUAACAACACCAAUAAUUAG